AUGGAAGAAAAGUUAAAUGAAAUGGAACAAGCUGGUAUCAUCACAAGGACAUCAACGCCUUACAGUAGUCCAUUGACAUUCACUCUUAAAAAAGACGGCUCAAUUAGAGUACUGCUUGAUGCCAGAAGCAUAAAUAAGAAAAUGGUUGCAGAAACAGAGAAACCACCUAUACAAUUAGAUGUUUUGAAUUCAUUUCACGAAGCGAAUUAUAUCACUACCAUUGACUUAAAUAAUGCAUAUUUUCAAAUUCCGAUAAAUAAAGAUGGUAGAAAAUAUACUGGAUUCACAUUCAAUGGAAAGUCAUAUGUAUAUAAUGUUUUGCCGCAAGGAUUAAAAACAUCAGUAGGAAGCUUUAGCAGAGCCAUGAAUUUAAUAUUAGGACCAGAAGUCCAAGAAUUUUGUGUGAACUAUUUAGAUGAUCUAGCCAUUAUUACAACAGGAACGUUAGAUAAACAUUUGGAGCACAUUGAUAUUGUUUUAAGUAAAUUGAACAAAGCUGGCUUAACGUGUAACUUGCAGAAAUGUGAAUUUAUUUGUAAAGAAAUUAAAAUGCUGGGUUUUAUAAUUUCAACAGAAGGCAUAAAGACAGAUCCCGAUAAGAUUCGAGCGAUCCAAGAGUUUCCAGCACCUAAAAAGAUUAAACAAUUAAGGGCCUUUUUAGGUCUAUGCAAUUUUUAUAGAAGGUUUAUACCAAAUUACAGCGAGAGCAUAAUACCGCUCUGUGAAUUACUUAAAAAGGGACGAAAGUUCAAAUGGAGCGGUAAAGAACAGAAGGCAUUUGAUUUUAUAAAACAACAAUUUAUUAAUACAAUACAAUUGCAUCAUCCAGACUUUAAUAAGCCGUAUUAUUUACAAACAGAUUGUUCCGGUGUGGGUAUGGCCGGAGUACUAUAUCAGAUAGAUGAUAAUAAUGAAAUGAGAAUUUUAGGCUAUCAUAGUAAAGCCUUAAAAGGCCCCGAAUUAAAUUGGUCUGUUACUGAACAAGAGUUUUAUGCUGUAAUAAGCUGCCUAAAGAAAUUUGAAACAUAUUUGCGGGCAGUAAAGUAA
Parnassius mnemosyne (clouded apollo) is the source of this 1047-nucleotide messenger RNA. The record is from the annotation of a GenBank genome assembly. NCBI's taxonomy places the organism in Eukaryota, Metazoa, Arthropoda, Insecta, Lepidoptera, Papilionidae.